UACACCUGAAUGCAGCAUACGUCAUAUGGUUACAACGACAUCUCCCCUACAACCCAGAAGAGAAGCGUUAACCACGUUUGGCAGUGUCUGUAAAAAGUGAUUAUCGGGUUCUGACCAAAUAAACUCUGUCAGUGAGUAAAACAGAGGAGCAGCAAAGGCGAACGAUCGACCGCUCGGCCCAAAAAAGCUGUGAUCCGCGGUAGCACAAACGCUGCUAAGUUCCAAGAAAACGCAGAUUGCAGUUUUUAUGGAGGCUGUUUUGAACUGCAAAUCAGAGGACUUGGAGGAUUACUACGGGUUAUUAGGCUGCGAUGAACUGUCGUCGACUGAACAGAUUCUUAAUGAAUACAAGAUCCGAGCCUUGGCGUGUCAUCCAGACAAACACCAAGACAACCCAAGCGCAGUGGCAGACUUUCAAAAGUUGCAGGAAGCCAAAGAGGUUUUAUGCAAUGAAACCAAAAGGAAAAACUAUGACCUUUGGGAAAGAAGCGGAGUCACUAUUCCAUACCGUGACUGGCAAGCCUUAAACAACUCUGUAAAAACUUCAAUGCACUGGGCUGUGAGAGAUAAGAAAGAACCAAUGUUAGAGGCCUCAAAAUCCGAAAUCCUAAACGCUUCCCAAAGUGAAGACCUUCGUUAUGACCAAAAAGCACCAGGGAAUUCUUCAUGUGGUGCCAUGCCAUCUUCAAGUGAUUGCUGCCAUCUGCGUUUCCGAUGGGCUGCAGAAUCGCCAUCUGGUCUACUGCAGAAGUUCAGAAAUUAUGAAAUCUAAAUUUAUUGUCACCCUAAUAGUAGUUAAGAGUGUGUGUUGUGUCUAGUUAUUAUUGUCCUGGGCCCAGUUAGCUAUUGUGUCAGAUAUAGUAAAUAUUGUCUUGCUGAAACUCCACUAAACAUCUUGAAGUAAACAGGAAAUUGUGAGAUGUAAAUGUAUAUGUACAUGUGAGUUAGAUACUUUACCUUUUUAGUACUUUACCUUGUUAGUGGGUAUAUUUGUUGGUUUAAUGUGCAUCAUGUGUUUUAGUCAAGUAUAUUGUUGGAUUAAAAACGUAUAAUUCAUUUUAUUUAUAAAGCUCUACACUUUGCAUUUGUGUGCAAAUCUCAAAGUGCUACAAAUAAAUAUAUAUAUUUGUAGCUAUAAAUCAAUCUUAAAAAUGUG
Molecule: messenger RNA, 1156 nt
Organism: Betta splendens (Siamese fighting fish)
Lineage: Eukaryota; Metazoa; Chordata; Actinopteri; Anabantiformes; Osphronemidae
Gene: dnajc12
Product: DnaJ (Hsp40) homolog, subfamily C, member 12
Exons: 5
Coding region: 248-772 (174 amino acids)
Cellular component (GO): cytoplasm
Source: RefSeq, a predicted model, not a curated record